Girardinichthys multiradiatus is the source of this 7408-nucleotide messenger RNA. RefSeq names its product leucine-rich repeat-containing protein 4C-like. The record is from RefSeq and is a predicted model, not a curated record. The transcript has 4 exons. Gene Ontology annotation, biological process: regulation of axonogenesis; synaptic membrane adhesion; modulation of chemical synaptic transmission. The coding region runs from base 1942 to 3876 and encodes 644 amino acids. Gene Ontology annotation, molecular function: cell-cell adhesion mediator activity. Gene Ontology annotation, cellular component: postsynaptic density membrane; plasma membrane; glutamatergic synapse. Lineage: Eukaryota; Metazoa; Chordata; Actinopteri; Cyprinodontiformes; Goodeidae.
GAGUCGGUAGGUGGCAGUCAUGUCCUAUUUCCAAGAUCCACAUGGGAGGAAACUAUUUCUGUCUGCUCUCUCAUUCUUUCUUUCUGUCUGUCGUUUGCUCGAUGAGUUUUAUUCCGACAUGUUCAGAAUAACAACCGUUUUACUUUUUUUUUCUCAAACUUACCGAUGAAUGAGAGGAAAGCAACAGGUGAAUUAGUAAAUAUCAAGAGAGCGCUGACCGAGGUGCGUAAAAGGGUUUCCAGUUUUUUUUGUUUUUUUUUUGUUAUUUGUUUUUUUUUUUACUUUAGAGCUGCAUGAAGACUGUAAAAGAAGGGGCACAAUUAUCCCAGGCAUCGCUGCCUCAGUCUUGCGGGUGAGCCACCUGCAGUCAGUCGCGGAGCACAUCUAGUUGGAGUUGGAGGAACAGCUUGUCAGUGGGAGGUAACCUUACAUGAUCCCCCUUAUCAAUACACUGUCUGCAGGUGCUUUACUUGAAACGCUGAGAGCUUGAGGCACUUUGAAAAGGACGAAUGAAUGCAGCGUACCUACGUGUAAUGGAACUGUCUAACUGAAACAGCUUAAACACUCCGCAGUCCAGAGAAGGGGGAUGAUAGCUGGACAAUCGACGUCUUUUGGAAAUGCACGCCAAAAAAAUAAAUAUAUUCUGUUACAUCUAAAGGAGGCUUCAUGAUGAAAAUUGUCGGAACGAAGGGUUAUUGCAGGAGACAUGAAUGCUUUCAGUGAACUGUGACUCCCCUCCAGACUGGGUGCGGAAAACGCGCAGGAAUUGAGAUUUCUUUCCUCAGCUCUUUCAGACUUAAAAGCUCUAAAUGAAGAAACAUGCCAGGAUUUUUAUUAGCCUCACUUGUUAAAGUGAUUAUUUUAAUAUGAAGAGCAACGAAACUUGAAUGGAGAAUUUGUCCUUUUCUAUACCCAACUUCUUCACUUAAUCUGUAGGAUAACCGCACACAGGCGAAAUAGUGCUUUCAUCGACGAGGGGAAGCAGAGAUAAGCAUUCCCCUCCAAAAAAUCUGCGUUGGCUCAUGCUCUGGAAAUUCAAUCAGGCUUGAUGACUAAUACAUUUUCUUAUAGGGACUUGAUAAAAAGUUGCAUUUGAAACGUAAGCGAGCGGGACGUUAAUGCAACCCCACCUCUGCCUAUGAAAGGGGAAACAGUUCUGCCGUAGGGUCUAAAUGACGAGCUUUUGAGGAUGUAGCUUUGAUGUGCCUGGACAUUGACCAGCAUGAGCUAAUGGGUUUGGAAAGGUCAGUUUUUAAGCUCUGAGAGAAGACAAAGGAUCCGAUUCAUUUGACUCGUCAGUUUUUGAAAAUCUGGGAGCACAUCGCCUUCUCAACAGGAAGAGUAGUUUGAAAAAUCGGACUUGUCGGGUGCCUCGGUUGUGGUAGCCUAUGCGUCUUGGAAGAAGAGGAAAUAUCCUUUGCUUUGCGGGGUAUCAUCACUGUGACACCUUAACAGCACGCCAUCCGGACUAAUGUGUGGAUUACAUACCGCUUGUUUUUAAAAGUAGGAACACGAUGUCUCUGACAAGAAGGCGAUACCGCGGAUUUUUGUAAAGGCGUCUGAGAAUUGCGGAAUUUUUCUAUGCAGUUCUUUUUCGGGGGUGUGAGAGUCAAAGAGUGACCGUUUACCGACCAAAGCAAGAGAGAUCCUCCAUACCUCUUCUUGAAAAAAUGCCCUGCAAAAACAAUGCCACUCAGCCGCUCCCCUCAAUGCAUCCUCACCUGACCAAAACAGUGAGCUGGAAGUUUUAAACUGCUAACAUGGCCAGCCUAUUGGACUGGAUGCUAACGUGAAAAUGACCAGAACCUAUUGGACAUGUUUUUGAACUGGCAGGUGUGAACUGAACUAGACAUGGGACCCCGUUCACCUUCUUCCUAGGAAAAAUGGCAUAUGGCCCAAAUCCUCAUGAAAAAGAGUGGAAGACCAGUCAAUGAAUUAUGAAUGUUCAACAAGAUGACCUCCCCUCAGCAGCAGCAGAUGAUGCGAGGUCCUAGGUGGAACCGGGCCUUGUCCGACCCUUUAUUUGUGCUGCUUCUAGCCCUCCAGCUGCUGGUGGUGGCAGGACUGGUGCGUGCUCAAACCUGUCCUUCUGUUUGCUCCUGUAGCAACCAGUUUAGCAAGGUUAUUUGCACCCGCAGAAGCUUGCGAGAAGUUCCGGAUGGCAUCUCUACCAACACACGCUAUUUGAACCUUCAAGAAAAUCUCAUACAAGUCAUUAAGGUGGACAGCUUCAAACACCUAAGACAUUUGGAGAUUCUGCAGCUGAGCAAAAACCACAUACGUAAAAUUGAGCUAGGGGCUUUCAAUGGACUGGCAAGUCUCAAUACCUUGGAGCUUUUUGAUAAUAGACUUACCACCAUCCCAAACGGGGCAUUUGAGUACCUGUCUAAACUAAAGGAGCUUUGGCUUAGAAAUAACCCAAUAGAAAGCAUUCCUUCUUAUGCUUUCAACAGAGUUCCCUCAUUACGAAGGUUGGAUCUAGGGGAGCUCAAACGGCUCUCAUACAUAUCAGAGGGAGCCUUUGAAGGACUGAGUAAUCUGCGCUACCUAAAUUUGGGAAUGUGCAAUCUGAAGGAGAUUCCCAAUCUCACUCCCUUGGUAAAGCUGGAUGAACUUGAAAUGUCUGGAAACCAGCUAUCUGUUAUCCGGCCUGGUUCAUUUAAAGGGCUUAUCCACUUGCAAAAGCUUUGGAUGAUGCAUGCUCAGAUCCAGACCAUAGAAAGGAACUCAUUUGAUGACCUUCAGUCACUUGUGGAGCUUAACCUGGCCCACAAUAACCUUACGCUUUUGCCCCAUGAUCUCUUUACUCCUUUACAUCACUUGGAGAGGGUGCACUUGCACCACAACCCAUGGAAUUGCAACUGUGACAUCCUCUGGCUAAGUUGGUGGCUUAAGGAGAUGGUACCAGCAAACACCAGCUGCUGUGCCCGCUGCAGCUCACCCACUCAGUACAAGGGCCGAUAUAUUGGUGAGCUGGACCAGAAUUACUUUCACUGUUAUGCUCCUGUUAUUGUGGAGCCUCCUGCAGACUUAAAUGUAACAGAGGGAAGUGCCGCAGAGUUAAAAUGUAGAGCUAGCUCAUUGACCUCUGUUAGUUGGAUUACACCCAAUGGUUCAAUAAUGACACAUGGUGCAUACAAAGUCAGAAUCUCUGUGCUAAAUGAUGGCACAUUGAAUUUCACUAAUGUUACCAUGCAGGACACAGGUACAUACACAUGUAUGGUUAGUAAUUCUGCAGGUAACACAACAGCCUCAGCCACACUGAAUGUGUCCUCUACAGAAAACAGCAGUUUCAGCUACUUCACUACAGUGACAGUAGAAACAAUAGAAACACCUCAUAACGAAGGCUUCACCACUACUGUUCAACAAAAAGUGGGCCCCACACCCUCGGCUGGUAUAUGGGAAACUCUUUCACACACCUCUACAACAACCACAACAGUUCGAACCCCGCUCUCCACACGUGCAACAGAAAAGACUUAUACAAUUCCUGUAACAGAGGGCUCACUUAAUGGUUUGGAUGAAGUUAUGAAGACAACUAAAAUCAUCAUUGGCUGCUUUGUCGCAAUCACUCUUAUGGCAGCAGUCAUGUUGAUCAUCUUUUACAAGAUGCGCAAGCAGCACCACCAGCAGAAUCACCAUGCACCAACACGCACUAUUGAGAUCAUCAAUGUGGAUGAGGACUGUGUCACAGGGGGCCCAGGCAUGGAGGGCCACCUUACUCUGCCGUCUUUGGAGCAUGAGCAGCUCAACCACUACAAUACCUAUAAGAUUGCCUACAACCAUGCCUCUGCCAUGAAUUCCAUACACAGCUCAGCGCACGAACCUUUGCUUAUCCGAGCCACCUCAAAAGACAAUGUACAAGAGACCCAAAUCUAGUACUUUUGACAAACUCAUAAAACUUGGCAUUACACAGUGGCAUUACUGACAGGACAGUACUGACAAUUGGUUUGAAAGACUGUCGCUCAAACAUGGAGGAACACACUCAUGUUUAGCAAAUCACUGGACAGUGAUUUUCAUUCAAUUUGGGAUUUAGAACAUGUCUACUGUUUCAAAAAGUGUCUUUACAAAACAGAAGUUAUUUAUUUAAGAAAAAAUAUUGUGGUUGAAUCAAGAAAAAAAAUUAUUCUGCAAUUUUUCCAUCUAUUAAUACAUGGUAUUUUUUCCUCCUCUCAUGUGAAAAAAUGGUUUACAAAUAUGCUUAAACUCUUUUACAGUACAUCAGUUCAGAAAAAAAAAAUAAUUAUCAUUACUUUUUAGCUGGUAUUUUAGUAUAAUUACAGUUUGGAUUUGAAUGGGUAACUUAUAUUCUACACCUAUGAGGGAAAUUUAGAGCACAUUAUGGGUUUUCUCCAGCAGUGGAUUAAAGUGUGACCGUCAAAGACAUGGUUGCAUAAAGCACUUGACAGGACAAACAUGUUAGUUAUUAAAUCUGAUCAUAAUUAAUUGUUUAAUGAGAACUGUCACAUACAUUAGGCACUCUCUGCUCUGUCAUCAAAAGACGAAAGGUUCUGGAAAAAGGGGAAUAGAUCCUGUUUAUGAAAGCUGUUUAAAAGGCUCAUUACUAAUGAUUUCAUUUUCUCUUAAAUUAAAUGUCAUUGAUCUAAAGGUCUUUCUGUCCCCAAUGUGUAUGCAAAAUACAAUUAUAUUUAUAAUCUCAAAAUUGUCUUGACUCAAAUCCAUGUCUACUUAGGGAGAUCCUUUUAUUCUUAUAAAAAAUAUACCAUUGAUUGCAUUAAGAAUUACUGCAGUUAUUAAAGUCAUAGCAGCAUUAAUAAAUACUUUAGAAACACCAUUGUAAUUCAACAGGAUGGGAAUAGUGUCAGUGACGAUCAUAAGUCCUGGCAAAAUUUCCAUUGCUUGAAAUGUUUCCGAUGUAUUCUGACCUCACAUAUACCUUAUAAUGCUGUGUUCCGGUGCAUAUUAAGGUGAUUGCUUUGAAGAACUUUUUUUCAUGCUGGGACCUGUUACUUCUUCUGCAGCACUGCCAGGAGUACUGUCAGAAUCAGUCACGAGCUGAAGAAAAACUUAAACCCUUUAUAAAGCUGUCUGACCACAUUGCUUGUCAUCUAUGUGCCACAUUUUCACAUUGAGAUGCUUGGCAGCCCCAGCUUCACACUCUGCCUCUGCCAACCAAAGAGCUUGGUCCUGAGUGGCAAGGCUUAUGCUACAAGAGGCUUUACAGUCAUGCAGAAUGUGUGGGAUCAGGCAUCAACCAGAUGUUAGAGUUGCACCUGUCUCUCGUCCAUUCCCUUAGCGACAACACAAUUUACAUUUUAAUUGAUGUGCCCAUGGGUUUUGCAUGGACACAAUUCUGCAGACACUCGUAUUCAGGACACCAUGAAUACGAGUCCCUACUGUGAAAAAUAGUGCCAAGCUCAAUAAAUGUGUUUAGGCAGAUGGUCCAAGGUUUACAUUUAGCGAGUCCACCGUUUUGUUUUUUUCUCAAUUGCAAGAUACAUUUAGUCAAUGGCUCUUCUGAUUACAUUAAAGUGACGUGACAUCUAUGCGUUCAUAGUACAUUUAAUUAACUUGAAAGGUGGAUCUCUACCCUGGACUCUUAGAUGAAUUUGAAGUGUAUUUCUCUUUAUGAAUCAUGGACUAAAUGUUUCCCCCAAUUUUGGUUAAUUGAUGAUAACACAAGAAAAAGGUGGUAGUAAUCAAAGAGGUGUCAAGAAAUGUAACACUGAUUUAAAAAAAACAAUGCAAAAGUUGUAUGAAAAUCAAAUAAUAAGAUUAAGGUUAAAAUCUAAAUUGUUCAAAUGUCUAUGUAUUUUGAAGCUCCUACUCUCUGCUUUUGUCUAAAGCACACAUCAUUGGUCAUAGUCCUAAACAUAAAGCAAAUCACAGUGAUGUUGCAACAAAAGUUCAGUACCACUAAGUAAAACAACUGGUGGGUACACAAAACAAUCUCACAGAAGCACUAUUAUAUCUUCAUUAAAGACCUUUUUUAAUUUUGCUUUACUCAAAGACAAAAAACUGCUCCUCAUGUAGCCUCUUUGCUCAAAAUAUGAAAUCUGUCAAGAUAAACCAGGGAGUCAUAAUCCAUACAUCCAUUCAUCCAUUGUGUAUACUCACUUAUCUUAUCCGUAUAUGAUUAAGGGGGGAGGCUGGUGCCUACCUCCCACAGUCACUGGGCAAGGGGCACUCUCUGGACAGGUUUUCAGAAUAUCACAGGGCACCACAGAUACACACAGGAAAACCACCAUGCACAUUCCUAAGGGAAAUUAAGAGAGACCAAUUAAUCUUAUAGUGAUGUUUUUGGACUGUGGAACGAAGCCCAACUAGCUGGGAGAACACAGGGAUGCAAGGGGGGAACAUUCAAGCUCCAUGCAGAAAGCCCCUAGACCGGAAUUAGAACCCAUGACCAUCUUGCUGCAAGACAACUGUGCUACCAACUGCACCCGGUGCAGCCUAUGAUUCAUAAUAGUGAAUAUUAAUUUGUACAGGCCUAAAACUAUCUGCUGUACUAAUGAUUUGGGACUUAACAAAUAUCUUCAUUUGUAGGGAAUAAUAUGUGUAACAACAUUACAAUAACAAUAUCAAAAUCUAUUGAGAAUUCCAAUCUAUCUAAAUAUUUAUAAAUUAUUAUAUCUGUAUUUUGUUUGUCAAUGUCACCCCACAGUCCAAAGCCCAUCAUCCACCUACCAUGUCAAUUAAUGAAUUAUAUUAAGGGGCAGUACUAACAUACCGGCUAUUUUUCCAAGACUGUCAAAAAAGUUCUGAUUUGUUUCUUUGAAAACAUAAAGAAAUAAGUGAUUUAGGGUGCAGUACGCAACAGUUAUGUGGCAAUUCUUGCUUUGGUUAUAUUAUAAACAACUGAAUUAAAAAAUGGUUAUCCUCAAGUUCUACACAUUUUUACCAGCUAGACAUAUCACCCCUUGCUUUUAUAGAGUCUGGCACAUUUGUAUACCACAGAUUGGCCAAGGUGUCUGCCCUUGUUUUGUCUAAGUUCUUAUAGGUGGAAUUUAGGAUUAAAUUCUAUGUUCUACCAUCUUUUUUUAGUUGGAGGAAAGCUGUCCGAAAAUUUCAAUGGUUAAUCUGUUGCAUUUUAGUCAAGCUGUCUCAUGUAAGAUAUCUGAAUUUUUUUGGUCAGUAUUGCUUUUUUAAAAAAACGUCCUUUCCCUUUGAUUCUGAGAGGGAAUGCUGUUUUAGUGGUAGAUUUCUAUAAAAUACAUUUUAAGAAUAAAAUCAGAAAAAAAGCUUUUUUAAUUAUUAUUUUUGAUUUUACAUGUGCCAACAACCUGUUCAAAAAGUGAAAAUAGAGAAAUAUGCUGUAACAGAAUAAGAGAUUGAUUUUCAUGUAAGCAUUCUUUCAUGACCUUUAAAAGAUAUGGAGAUUGAUUAUAGAGACCAGUUUGUAGUUCAUACACAAAAUAUGGGUAAAAUAAACUAUUGCUGUUUUUCUGUA